Molecule: messenger RNA, 2449 nt
Organism: Neltuma alba
Lineage: Eukaryota; Viridiplantae; Streptophyta; Magnoliopsida; Fabales; Fabaceae
Exons: 3
Coding region: 368-1789 (473 amino acids)
Source: RefSeq, a predicted model, not a curated record
UUUUCUUCUCCAUAGGAACCGUAAAGCCCACCAACGCACGCACUGGCUUCGCUUCUCAAGGCUCUCGCACGCACACUUUUCCUACUCAACACUCCCCACUCUUCUUCUGACCGUUUUCAUUUCUUCUUCCCAUCCAUUUUCCCACUAUCGCUAUUCCUCUCUCUCUCUCUCUCUCUAACUACUCCUUCUUCUUGCCUUAUGAAGAAGUGCUUUUCUUUAUCUUCCUCUCCAUUUCCCACUCCAUAUCCCCUCUAGCUUGUUCACCAUACAUUCAUCUUCUUCAACUCACAAUUGUCUGUGAGUUCGCUCUCGGGGAUUUUCAGGGUUUUGUUUUUUUGUUUGUUUCCUUCUCUCUGUCUUUUUUUCCAUGGAAAGGAAACAGGGUUUCUUCGCUGCUCUCAGAGAAGAGGUAGUUCGUGGGCUAUCGCCGUCGCGUUCUCGGGCUAACAGUCCCGGGCGAACCGGGUCGCCAAUGUCAGGCUUGCUUCGGAGGAAGAAGCAGAGCAGCUAUAACUUUGUGGUGAAUCCUGAUUCUGCUUUGGUCGCGAGAUCCGGGAGCAUGAGAGUGCUGGGGGAGACAUUGGCGCCGCUGAUGGAGGGACCCGACCCGGACGGAUGCCAAAACGGGGAUCCGAAGAGAGUUGGUUCGGCUCUUGGCCAGUGGAUGAGGGGGCAGUUUUCUCGAGCUCCGUCGGUAACUUCGACGUCUUACAAGAGGUCUGAUCUCAGGCUUCUGCUCGGGGUGAUGGGUGCGCCUCUGGCUCCAUUUCAUGUCAGCGCGUCUGACCCGUUGCCUCACCUCAGCAUUAAGGAUACUCCCAUUGAAACCUCGUCCGCGCAAUACAUACUGCAGCAGUUCACGGCAGCUUCGGGUGGGCAGAAGCUACAGAACUCUAUCAAAAAUGCAUAUGCAAUGGGAAAGGUGAGAAUGGUGGCUUCUGAAUUUGAAACUGCCACAAGGGUCGUGAAGAAUAGAAAUGCCUCUAGAUGUGCCGAGUCUGGUGGGUUUGUGCUCUGGCAGAUGAAUCCUGACAUGUGGUACGUAGAGCUUGCCGUAGGGGGAAGCAAGGUUCAUGCAGGCUGCAACGGGAAGCUUGUUUGGAGGCACACACCGUGGCUUGGUGCUCACACAGCGAAGGGACCAGUGAGACCACUGCGUCGUGCACUUCAGGGUCUUGACCCCAGAACCACUGCCAGCAUGUUUGCGGCUGCCAAAUGCAUUGGGGAGAAGAAAAUCAAUGGCGAGGAUUGCUUCAUCCUUAAGCUUUGUGCCGAUCCUCAAACAUUAAAAGCUCGGAGUGAGGGUCCUGCAGAGAUCAUCAGGCAUGUCUUAUUUGGCUACUUCAACCAGAAGACUGGACUCCUUGUUCACAUUGAAGAUUCUCAUCUGACCCGCAUCCAAUCUAAUGGGGGUGAAGCAGUUUACUGGGAAACCACAAUUAAUUCAUUCCUUGAUGAUUAUAGACCUGUGGAAGGGAUUAUGAUUGCUCACUCAGGUCAUUCUGUAGUAACACUUUUCAGGUUUGGGGAGAUGGCGAUGAGUCACUCCAAAACAAGAAUGGAAGAAGCCUGGACAAUCGAAGAGGUUGCAUUCAAUGUUCCAGGCCUUUCAGUCGAUUGUUUCAUCCCUCCAGCUGAUUUGAAAACUGGUUCCGUCAGUGAAGCUUUUGAGCUUCCUCAGGAUGAAAAAGUAAAGAACUCUGUAGCAGCACAGAGGGUCAAGGUUUCUGCGCUGGAAAAAUCACAUAAUGGAAGCACUAAUAGUAUGGCAUGGAAGAUGGAAGUCUAACUGUGGCUGAGGACUAGGUCAUUGCAAUUGUUAAUAGCAGUUACUAGUGUUUGACUACUGAUACUCAGAAGUUAUAGUUGGGAUUCAGCUGGGUUUUUUUUCUGUGGAAGUCUACCUAUGCCUCUAUUUAAUCUGUAAAUAGAGCAAAAACAAAAUUCACUUGUUUCAACCAGACCUGAGUGAAUUUUUUUAUACUCUGUGCAGGAUCCAUUUACAGAGUUGGAGUUUGUUUAUCCACCUAGGAAUAGAAAAAAAAUAGCGACUAAUUUUUAGCCGGGCUUCCAUACACAAUGGAAAGGUGGUGAUGAAGCAUUGGUUUAGCAGAGACAACGAAACUUGAACUUGGCAAUUUAGUUUAGUGUUGGUGGUGGUGAGUAUUAAAGAGCCUUCCGCCGACUGCAAGGGGUUUGACACUAACAGAUCAAUUAACUCUGGUGUUGAAGGAUAUGCUAAUUCCGUUUCUUUCCAAGUGUAGGUAUUGUUUCUGGGUUUGGAUUGGUAAAAGGGUUUGUUUUUGGGUUAGGGGGGGAAAUACUCUUUCUUACCUUACCUCUAUGCCCAACUCUUCUGAUAUGGUAUGCAGCUGUAAUUUUGCUUUUAAUUCAGUGCUUCUGAAAAUGAAAUGUAAUCGCCAAUGAAUGCUCAUGGCACGUUAAUGCU